AUGCUGUUUUUUGCCUGGUUUUCCUGCUACUGGGUGCUUCUCCCCUACGGCUGGUGGUUCGGUGCUUGGCUCAGUAACGUUGGGUAUCGUACCUGCUUCACCGUCUCUAUUUCUUACAACAAACUGAUGGAAGACUACGGCCUUUCCUUAUACCAGCAUGACUCGCACACGGGUGUGACGGCUCUCAUGCUGGUACUCAACAACCACUAUUCAAAUAUCCACAAUCCAUUGAUCAGCACCGGGCAUGAGCUGUGCGUUUGUUCGUGCAAGGUGUUGGGGUUCAAAAGUCGCUAUCAUUCUCACUACUACGCGGGACAUGUUUCUCAACCUCAAGAAGCUCGCCGGCAAGAAAUGAACGUGAUCCAGCAUCAAAUCAUACCUCUGCAAGAGUCAGAGAGGAUGCUGGCGACACGAUAUGGGAUGGCCGAGGAUUUUGAUUCGGUAGAAGUCUUUAGCGAGGGCCAAAAAACGGGCAUUUGCCGGAAUUGGAUCCGACUAAAUGAACUUCGGCUGAGGCUUGCUGGGCUCCGUCUUUCAACACGUGCCUAUGCAGUCACUCCUCCCUGCAAACUAAGGAAGGCAAUGAUAAUCGCCUCUAGGAUUGAGCCAUCAGAGCAUAGCAGAAAGCCACCUGAACCGUCAUGCAGCCGCGCUUCAGCGCUGGUCAUUCAGAACCUGCAAGUCUUGACCACUGCCUUGAAAGAAAAGGCGAACUACAGUCGCAAGAGCGUCGGCUACCGCCGCGUCGAUUCCUGA
This is a messenger RNA of Desarmillaria tabescens, 756 nucleotides long. RefSeq lists its product as uncharacterized. NCBI's taxonomy places the organism in Eukaryota, Fungi, Basidiomycota, Agaricomycetes, Agaricales, Physalacriaceae. The transcript is spliced from 7 exons. The record is from RefSeq and is a predicted model, not a curated record. Bases 1 to 756 code for a protein of 251 amino acids.